Molecule: messenger RNA, 2743 nt
Organism: Arvicanthis niloticus (Nile rat)
Lineage: Eukaryota; Metazoa; Chordata; Mammalia; Rodentia; Muridae
Source: RefSeq, a predicted model, not a curated record
ACGGCAGAAAGCAGCUAUCCGUUUACACUACUUUGCUCUAGCAGCUAUCUUAAUGAUUGCAAGUGCGGCGGACAUCAAGCAGGAGAAUGGGAUGGAAAGCGCCUCGGAAGGACAGGAGGCGCACCGAGAGGUGCCGGGGGGCGCGGCGGCUGGGCUGAGCCCCCCGGCUCCAGCUCCUUUCCCCCUGGAGCCGGGGGACGCCGCGGCUGCCUCCAGGGUAAGCCGGGAGGAAGGGGCAGCGGCGGCCGGAGCGGCAGAUCAGGUACAACUCCACUCGGAACUUCUGGGCAGGCACCAGCACGCAGCCGCCGCGCAGCCCCCGCUGGCCUUCUCGCCGGACCAUGUCGCCUGCGUGUGCGAGGCGUUGCAGCAGGGGGGCAACCUGGACCGCCUGGCCCGGUUCCUUUGGUCCCUGCCCCAGAGCGACCUGCUACGUGGCAACGAGAGCCUGCUGAAGGCGCGAGCGCUCGUGGCCUUCCACCAGGGCAUCUACCCUGAGUUGUACAGCAUCCUCGAGAGCCACAGCUUCGAGUCGGCCAACCAUCCGCUGCUGCAGCAGCUCUGGUACAAGGCGCGCUACACCGAGGCCGAGCGAGCGCGCGGCCGGCCGCUGGGCGCCGUGGACAAGUACCGGCUGCGCAGGAAAUUCCCCUUGCCCCGCACCAUCUGGGACGGCGAGGAGACGGUGUAUUGUUUCAAGGAGAAGUCGCGCAACGCGCUCAAGGAGCUCUACAAACAGAAUCGCUACCCCUCGCCGGCCGAGAAGCGGCACCUGGCCAAGAUCACCGGCCUCUCCCUCACCCAGGUCAGCAACUGGUUCAAGAACCGGCGGCAACGUGACCGAAACCCCUCCGAGACCCAGUCCAAAAGCGAAUCGGAUGGCAACCCCAGCACUGAAGAUGAAUCCAGCAAGGGACAUGAGGAUUUGUCUCCUCACCCACUUUCAGGUGCAUCUGAUGGUGUCACCAACCUCAGCCUUUCUAGCCAUAUGGAGCCAGUAUAUAUGCAACAGAUUGGAAAUGCUAAGCUGUCGUUAAGCUCGUCUGGAGUUGUGUUGAAUGGAAGCUUGGUGCCUGCAAGUACUUCACCUGUCUUCCUUAAUGGCAAUUCUUUCAUUCAGGGACACAAUGGUGUUAUCCUUAAUGGACUGAAUGUGGGAAAUACACAGACAGUGUCACUGAACCCACCCAAAAUGUCUUCAAACAUUGUGGGCAAUGGCAUAGCCAUGACAGACAUCCUGGGAUCUACCUCCCAGGAUGUGAAAGAAUUUAAAAUCCUCCAGAGUUCUGCUGUGAACUCAGCAGCCACCACCUCCUACAGCCCUAGUGCCCCUGUGUCAUUCCCAGGCCUGAUACCCUGCACAGAGGUGAAAAGAGAAGGUGUUCAGGCAGUGGCCUCCCAGGAUGGUGGCUCUGUGGUGACUUUUACUACACCUGUACAAAUUAACCAGUACGGCAUUGUCCAGAUCCCUAAUUCUGGAGCAAACGGCCAGUUCCUUAAUGGGAGCAUUGGAUUCUCUCCACUGCAGCUGCCUCCGGUCUCAGUAGCAGCUUCACAAGGUAAUCUUUCAGUAACUCCAAGCACUUCGGAUGGAAGCACAUUUACAAGUGAAUCAAGCACGGUUCAGCAUGGUAAACUUUUCCUGAGCCCUCUUACCCCCAGUGCAGUGGUAUACACUGUUCCUAAUUCUGGCCAGACUGUAGGAGCUGUGAAACAGGAAGGCUUAGAAAGAGGCCUGGUCUUUUCUCAGUUGAUGCCUGUCAAUCCCAAUGCACAAGUAAAUGCAAGCCUGUCUUCGGAAAAUCUCUCUGGGAGUGGCCUCCAUCCACUGACCUCUUCGUUGGUUAAUGUGUCCACCGCCCAUGGUUUUUCCCUGACCCCCCCUACACUACUUAAUCCCGCUGAGCUAAACCCUGACCUUGCGGACAGCCAGCCAGUGUCUGCACCUGUGGCAAGCAAAUGCACUGUGACAUCUGUCAGCGACACUAACUAUGCAACCCUGCAGAACUGUUCCCUUAUUCCUGGUCAAGACCUAUUGUCUGUCCCACUGACCCAGGGCAGCCUGGGUGAGAUAGUUCCAACAGCUGAAGAGCAGGUGAGUCACGCCUCGCCAGCAGUCCACCAGGAUUUUGUCAGAGAACAGCGCUUGGUUCUGCAGUCAGUAGCUAACAUAAAAGAGAAUUUCUUGCAAAAUUCUGAGAACAAAGCAACAAAUAACUUAAUGAUGUUGGACUCGAAAUCCAAGUACGUCCUCGACGGUCUGGUUGAACCCGCCUGCGAAGACCUGGAAACAGACAAAAAAGAGCUGGCCAAGCUCCAGACUGUUCAGUUGGAUGAAGAUAUGCAAGACUUAUAAGCCUGAUUCACUCCACCUAUCUCCGCUUCUCUGCUUUAACAGGGGCAAAUCCUUUUCUUCCCGAAGCCCCGAAGAUGGAGAGCUUCCACUCAUUUAGAGGAACACACUGUACUUCUGCAAGCAAGUGCAUUUGGGUUGAGCUGCAUGAAGAUCUCAUAGUUAAAUAUACAGGAGUGGCACUGCAUUGCUGAAGCCUUUCUGGUCACAUCAUGCUCGCUUUGAAACAGAUAGGGGCAAGACAAGUGAAUCAAACCAUCCUCUAUCAUUUAGUCAGCAGUAUAACUCCACCGGCAAAAUGGAACGUGACAGUAUUUCAAAUUUAAAAUGUAUACACCUAACUUAGAAAAUUAAAUAAUAGCUCCAGGCUGUUGGAAGCAAUGUAGUUGG